AUGGCAUUCCAAAAGGAGGACAACGUCAUGGUGGAUUACUGGGGCACCAAGUACGUGGGUAUUGUCCAGAGCGUUGACGUGGAUGAUGCCGGCAAGCCCACUAAGUAUUACGUGGACUUUAAGGUGUACUGGGGGAAGAAUGAACAGGGCAAGGACUCAUGGGUCUCUGCGAAGAAGGACAAACCGGCGGAAUGCUUCCCAUAUCAGGUGAAGGAGAUCGAGAUCACGGCCGGGGCGACUCAGGGGCACCGGCCGGCGGAGGAGGAGGAGGAGGAGGGCUGGGACUCGGAGGAGGACCUUCGGACCCGGCCAAUGCGGCUAUUAGUCGAGCAUGUGACCAGUGCCGGAUACGGAAAUGAGCGCAAGAUCGACCAGAUAGAGCAGCGCCUCGGCUCGAUAGAAAAGAUCCUCCGCGAGCUGAGCAACAACAGCAACUUCCGCCGGGGGUCCGACCUCCCCCUCCACGAGGGACCCCCACAAGCGUCCUCGUCGUCGUCCAACGCGAUGGACACCGGCGGCGGGGCGCGGAGGGAUGACCGCAGGGCAACAGGCGGCGGCAACGACUCCCCGCUGACAGCGACGGCGGCCCACCACCACCAGCAGCAGCACGACGAGAUGGAUGACAUCUCGGGCGACGACCGCGGGGACGAGGCCGACGACGACAGCAGCACGCCGGGGGCCAGCGCCAACGAGCUCGACUCGUCCGCCUUCGAGGGCAAUUCGUCGCUGACGGCGCACACCGUCUUCGCGUCCGAGUUCCUCGAGCACGCGGUCGAGCGCACCUCGCUGCGCGACCUCAACCCCAGCAUGGCCGCCGCGCUGACCUCGCUCAAGCAGAUCGUCGGGCUGAGCCAGAAGCAGCAGGGGAGCGGGGGCGGGGGCGGCAGUGGGCCACAGGGGCGGCGCGGCUCGUCAGGGGCGUCCAACAGCGGCGCCGGGGGUGGUGGGAGCAGCAACGACGUGCGGUUCGCGCACCAGCGGGCCCUGCCGCGCGGGGGGUUCCGCGAGUUGCCGAUGCCGCCGGUGCAGGCGGUGAUCCCCGUGCUGCGGGAGGUGAAGGAGACGCCCCCCGGUACGUUCACGCUGAUCAGCGUGUGCUGCUUCAUGGCGGUGGAGAACUUUGCCGAGGCGUGCCGGCGCGUGUACUUUGCGCUCGAGGACUUCAGCCACGCCAACUUCAUCAUCGUCAACAUGGGGCUGUACUACCUGUUCCAGGAGAAGGCGGUGGUUGCGGGCGAGAGCGGGGACAGCGCGGGGCAGGAACGGUAUACGGGGUACUACCGCCUGUGCCGCGACAACCUCGAGACGGGGCUGGCCAACCUGCGCUUCUUCCUCGGCGCCAGCAUGGAGAACAUCGAGGCCCUGCUGCUGGGCGCCAGCUACGCCAUCGAGGUCAGCCGCCCCAGCCUCGCCUGGCAGCUCAACACCACCGCCGCCCAGCUGUGCCAGGACCUGGGAUACCACCGUGUGACAGGCGGCACCGUCGAGGUGAACAGCAGGGGCGGCGGCGGCGGCGGCGGCGCGAGCAUCGUGCACGACAACGGCAGCAGCAGCGUGCUCAGCGACAAGAAGGCGAUCCUCUUCUGGUUCAGCUACAUGCUGGACCGCGGGCUCGCGCUCCGGCUCGGGCGAGCCCCGACGAUCCAGGACUUCGACGUGACGCUGCCGCGGGUGAUCGGGCAGGUCAACGCGCCCGACAUGUGGAAGGAGGUGCUGCGGCUGUGGAUCGCGCAUGCAGACAUCCAGGGCCAGAUCUACGAGCGGCUGUACUCGCCCUCCAGCCUGGGCCACCCGGUGGGCCAGCGCGUCGACACGGCGCGGCGGCUCGCGGGCCGGCUCAAGGUGAUCGCCGAGCAGGCGCUGCUGAUCCGGAGCAGCGAGAUGGGCAAGCUCAAGGUGGGCGGCGCCGAGGGCGGCAGCUGGGCCGAUGCGAGGAAGGCCACCGUCAUGGAGAUGGUCAUGAAGAGCGACCAGGUCUCGUUCCUCAGCAGCCUGACGCUGGUAUAUCGGGCCAUCCCUGCCGGCGUGGGCGGGCACGGUUUCUCGACCUUCACGCCCGAGUGCAUCGAGACGGCGAGGCUGGCCAUGCAGACGCACGAGGAGUGCAUGAAGCUGAUGGGGAGCAACCUGUGGGUGGCGGCUUCGUACAUACACUGGACAAUCCUCUACGCGCCCUUCGUCCCCUUCAUCGUCAUCUUCUGCCACAUCAUCGAGACCUCCAACAUGGCAGACCUGCAGCGCCUACGUGACUUCAUCGCGUCGCUCCAGCCGACGUGCGCCGUGUCCGAGGGCGUCGACAAGCUGCACCGCCUCUUCUCGGUGCUGCAGAACGUCGCCACGCUGUAUGUCGAGGCCAAGACAAAGGCCAACUCGUCCGAGCCCCAGGACACCGACAUGGCCCCGAUUGGCAACGAGUUCGACGUCUACCUGUCCGCGCUGGGCUUCAUGCCCGUCGACGGCGACCUGUCGGCCGCGCAGGCCCAAGCGCAGGUCCACCAGGCACAAGUUCACCAGGCCCACGCCGCCGCCGCCGCAGCUGCUGCUGCUGCAGCUGCUGCGAGUGGCGCAUUACCGACUUCACCCGUGACUGCUGGGGCGCCGUUUGGUGCGUCGCCAGUAAACCAUGCGGUGGCUAUGAACCAGACGAGCCAGCUGGGCGAUUGGUUCUCGGGGAAUCGGUAUAUGAUGGGCCUGCUGGAGGAGGAUCUGUCGCAGUUCCAGCCAAAUUAUUUUCCGAAUCCGUAG
Diaporthe citri is the source of this 2745-nucleotide messenger RNA. RefSeq lists its product as uncharacterized. Gene Ontology annotation, biological process: DNA-templated transcription. Gene Ontology annotation, molecular function: DNA binding; zinc ion binding. The transcript has 8 exons. Lineage: Eukaryota; Fungi; Ascomycota; Sordariomycetes; Diaporthales; Diaporthaceae. The record is from RefSeq and is a predicted model, not a curated record. Bases 1 to 2745 code for a protein of 914 amino acids.